AUGUCAAACAGUGGACCUCAGCCUGACACAGCUGACCCAGCAGCCAAGCAGUCAUGGAAGACAAGCAUAGAUAGCAAAGGAGCAUUUAUUAGAAAAGAAUCUCAGUUUCGAAACUGGAUCACAGCUGAUGGGUCAUCAGGUUUCAAAGCAGAGGCUGACAGGUACCACUUGUAUGUCUCUCUGGCUUGUCCGUGGGCACAUCGAGCUCUCAUUGUCCGCACUUUGAAAGGUCUUGAUGAUGUCAUAUCAGUCACUGUUGUUGACUGGUUGCUGGAAUCUAGAGGAUGGGCAUUUACAGAUAAAAAACCAAAAUGUGACCUUGACAGAGUCAAUGGAUGCAGCUAUCUGCGAGAGGUCUAUGAGAAAAGUGUUAAGGAUUACACUGGAAAUGUCACAGUUCCUUGUCUAUGGGAUAAACAAACAAGCACUGUGGUCAACAAUGAAUCCAGUGAGAUAAUCAGAAUGCUCAACAGUGAGUUCCAGACCUUCUGUAAGACACCGGAACAACGUAAUUUGGACCUGUAUCCUGAAGCACUGAGAUCAGAGAUUGAUGCUCUAAAUGCUUGGAUUUACCCGCAGAUCAAUAAUGGUGUCUAUCAGAGUGGCUUUGCUAAAUCUCAGGAAGCCUACAAUGCAGCAGUAUCAGAUCUCUUCAAUGGUCUGGAUAAG
Messenger RNA from Candidula unifasciata, 669 nucleotides. The record is from the annotation of a GenBank genome assembly. NCBI's taxonomy places the organism in Eukaryota, Metazoa, Mollusca, Gastropoda, Stylommatophora, Geomitridae.